Messenger RNA from Eremothecium gossypii ATCC 10895, 519 nucleotides. RefSeq names its product polyphosphatase DDP1 (gene DDP1). The record is from RefSeq and is marked provisional. The coding region runs from base 1 to 519 and encodes 172 amino acids. Gene Ontology annotation, biological process: adenosine 5'-(hexahydrogen pentaphosphate) catabolic process; diadenosine hexaphosphate catabolic process; diphosphoinositol polyphosphate metabolic process. The transcript has a single exon. Gene Ontology annotation, molecular function: diphosphoinositol-polyphosphate diphosphatase activity; bis(5'-adenosyl)-hexaphosphatase activity; bis(5'-adenosyl)-pentaphosphatase activity. Gene Ontology annotation, cellular component: cytoplasm; nucleus. NCBI's taxonomy places the organism in Eukaryota, Fungi, Ascomycota, Saccharomycetes, Saccharomycetales, Saccharomycetaceae.
AUGUCGCAAUUCGUUCGCACAGUCCACUCUAGGGUCGGACGGGAAAAACAGCGCUACUCUGCGUUGACUGGGGCGAGACUGGUAGCCGGCUGCGUGGCCCUCAAUGAGGACAAGACCAAGGUGAUCAUGAUACAGUCGCUGGCGCAGGGCAGCAAUGGCAACAAGUGGGUGCUGCCGAAGGGCGGGGUGGAGCUGGACGAGCCUGACUUCCGGGACAGUGCCAGGCGAGAAACUUGGGAGGAGGCCGGGGUGGUUGGGGAGAUCGUGCGGUACUUAGGGGUGAUCGAGGACAUGCGGCCGCCCAAGAAUUGGAGCGCGGGCGGCGCUGUGCACCCGCCGCGCUCCGAGUUUCACUUCUACGAGAUGCGGGUGCAGGAGCUGGCGGACGAAUACCCCGAAAAGCACAAGCGCCAGCGCCACUGGUUCACGUACUCGGAGGCCAAGACGCAGCUGCAGCUGGCCAAGCGGCCGGAACUGCUGGAGGCGCUGGAUAGGUCUGCCAUUGUGAAGUAUCUAUAG